Xenopus tropicalis (tropical clawed frog) is the source of this 3663-nucleotide messenger RNA. It is a transcript of the gene wfikkn1, whose product is annotated as WAP, follistatin/kazal, immunoglobulin, kunitz and netrin domain containing 1. The record is from RefSeq and is a predicted model, not a curated record. The transcript is spliced from 2 exons. Lineage: Eukaryota; Metazoa; Chordata; Amphibia; Anura; Pipidae. Bases 1245 to 2882 code for a protein of 545 amino acids.
UGCUCUCAGUAUACUGUGGCCCUGCUAAUCCCGGGAAUAUAGGAGAAUAGAGUGAAAGGGAUGGGCUGGAUUGUCAGGGAGAUGCCAAUGCCAGUCCUGGGUAUGCAUGGGAAGGGGUUAAAUGGCAGUGGCCUUUGAUCCCCCCUCAUUUAGUGUCUGCAGAGGGAGGGAGCUAUAGACUGAAUGAAAGGAGACAGGAGGUGGAAUCAGGUUACACCCCAACUCACACUCCUUUGGCAGGAAGGCACUGAGCUGCUCUCUCCCUCCUCUUCCUCCCAUCCCUCACACUGCACACCUCUGUGUCACCCACCCACACAGACCCACUUUGUAUUAAUCCCACACUGCACCUCUGUUACACACACACACACACACACAUCCUUCUCUGCUACAGGCACUUGGGGGUUCAUAGGCACAUGGCUACAUCGCAUAUACAGACUCACUGCCAUAAUGUUUCACACCUUAGUGCCACAUGUGAACGUGGUGCGGGUACACAAUACACCAUUAUACUGUCAUUGCCAUAGUUACAGUUUUAUUUUGUCAAUUUGACUUCCAUUCCCCUACAGUACAGGAGGUUUAUGGAAAGGUACUGUUUAGUAAAUCUAGUCCAGUAGAUGCCACAUUUAGGGCCAGGCCCUUCACCUGGCCAGAUAAACAUCUCCACCUUGACUUACUGCUCUCCUUCAUUGCUCACACAGCCCCCUCUCGCCACACAGACUGAGGGAGAAGGUCUGCCCCCUCCCACCCACACAGGACUCUGCUUAGGAAGUUAUCCUGUCAGGGGGGCGGGAGAGAGGGGGGGACAAGACAAGAGAGACCUUGGCCAACACAGACAUGUCUACAGCUUUUCCACUCAGGAUGCCCGAGCCUCUCUCUCCUUCUUGUAUAAAAGGUUAAACUGCCAAGGGGCAGUGGAUUCCUUACAUUGGACCACAUGGACAUACUGGGCACCCCUGAGGGUAUGAGGGGAGGUCUGACCUCUGACACAACACACACACAGACAGCACACACUAUGCAGCAGCAGGCAUACUUCACAUUUUCUGAAGCAAAUAUGUAGGCACAUGUGUCAUUAGAACACAGCCAAAUUAUUAUUUUAUUUUAUUCAGCCUGGCCAACCAGAGUAUCACUUAAGAAGACUGAACACUUGUGCCAAUACCCAUUGCACAGUGUUAAACACAUAUACAUAUAUACAUAAAUCUCAGUUAUAAAAUAGAACAUACCUUUUAUAUGGGUGCCUUGGGUGGGAGAUGUUAACCAUACUCUUGUUUGUGCUGUUCUCUCUGCGGGCAUUAAGUGUCCCCUUCAGCCCAGUCAGAAGACAUUUUGGUAUUUGCCCCAACCAGCUUAAUGCCAACUUGUGGGUGGAUGCCCAGAGCACCUGCGAGAGAGAAUGCCAGUCUGACCAGGACUGUGAAGCAUUUGAAAAGUGUUGCACUAAUGUUUGUGGUCAAAAGAGCUGCGUAGCAGCCCGUUACCCCGAUUCAGGACUCCCCGCCUCUAGCUAUCUGCGCCCUGCCAGCUGCAAUGGCUUUAUUUGUGCCCAGCAAGGAUCUGACUGUGAAUUAUGGGAGGGACGACCUGUCUGCCGCUGCCGAGAGCGCUGUGAGAAGCUCCCUGGUUUCACCUGUGCUUCUGACGGACUCACGUAUUAUAACAAAUGUUAUAUGGAUGCAGAGGCUUGUGCCAGGGGCAUCAGCUUGGUGGAGGUGCCAUGUAAGUUUGUGUCAUCCUGGCCUAUCACUAGCCCAGCACCUUCAAUGACCACCCCCCUGCCUACACAGGCUGCAACUCCAAUGGAAAUGCCUGUGCCACCUGCACUGUACCAAUCACCAAUCUCCCAAUCAGUGCCCAUUGGUGGCACUGUGGGGCUUCAGUGUGAAUCUAGUGGACGUCCCCGCCCUGAAAUUCUAUGGGAAAAGCUUGGUGACGGCCCAUCUGCUCCAAUCAUGAGGCCAGAUCAAAUGUAUGGGAAUUUGGUGGUCACCAAUUUAGGUCAGUUAGUUGUAUACAAUGCACGCCCAGAAGAUGCUGGCAUCUAUGUCUGCAUGGUUCGGAACUCUGCUGGAUUUCUCCGAGCCCUUUUCCCACUCUCUGUUCUAGGAAAAAGUACUACCACGGCUCCUAAACAUCACCCGGUGCACCCUUCUGAAUGCCAAAAACUUCCUGAUCGCAGAGAGUGCCAUGGUCCCCAUUCCCUCCAGUGGUACUAUGACUCACAGAGUGGGGAGUGCCAUACUUUUGUACAUAGGGGUUGUCAAGGCAAUGGUAACACAUUCUACACUUAUGAGGAGUGCCGAUCAUCGUGCCAUGCUAGGCCCCCUGACCUCUGCUCUCUUCCUCCUGUAAGAGGUCCUUGCAAGGUACCAGAGUGGCGAUGGGCAUACAGUACUAUGAUGCGCCAAUGCUUUUCCUUUGUUUAUGGAGGCUGCCAGGGCAACUUGAAUAACUUUGAAAGCAAGCAAGCCUGUGAGGACCGUUGCCCUCAACCUCAAGUCAAGCAGUGCCAAGGAUGUCACCCAAGGGGAAAACUGGUACCCAGCUUGUGCCAUAGCGACUUUGUUAUUGUAGGCAAGCUGGAAGAUUCUGGCGAGGAACGAGUACUCAGGGUUGUCCUGGGAGAAGUGCUCAAAGAUGACUACAUGGGUCUACAUUUGUUUCACACCAAAUACUUGGAGGUCACACUUGGUGAAGGAGGGGGAUGCCCUUGUGCUAAUCUUGCAGGAUCAGGGGACGGGCAACUUCUGAUCAUGGGUGACGUGCAGGAUGGCAUGGCCUUGUUAGGGCCAUCUAGCUACAUUCGCCCUGCCAAUGAAAAGAGGCUGAGGAAAGUCAAGGACAUGUUGGAUAAAGGGACAUGUAAACUUCUCAACAGAUUCCAGGACUAAUUUUGGUGCUACUGAAUAAGUAUUGUGCAAAACUGCUCUAAUUGUUUUGUAAGGAGGUCAACAAGGACUUCAGAUAUUUUUAAAGAGGUUUCAUUUUCUGGUCUUCCCAAAAACAUUUACAGGGGCUUUUUUAGCCUCAUGUUUAGUAUCUGUUCCAUUUUUUAUAGCCCUCCUUGACAUGAGCACUUCUGACCUGCUCUGUCCAAAAGCAGGAUAGGAUUUUAUAGUUUUGCCUUGUUAGCCAUGCUGUUUGUUAAUGGACUUUGAUGUAUGCCAAUAUCUCCAGCUGUUGUAAACUUCGACUCCCAGCAGCCCAGAGACACACUAACUGAGAAUGCUGAGAUCUGCAGCUGGAAAUGACUAGGCAGUCAUUAAAUUAAUUAAUUAAUUAUAGAAGCUUUCAAAGAUGCUUGAGAAUGUAUAAAUGACCUUCGUCUAUAUACAGUAUGUUUCUUUGGUAUCUCCAGACUAUGUUAAUUGUCCUGUUUGUUUGGUUGGUCGGUUUGUUUUAGGAAUAAUAGAAAAUUAUACUGGAGGUAUGAGGAAGUACAUUUGCAUUCGCUAAAAGUUAAAGGUAUAGUUUAGUUUACCUUAAAGGAUAACUAACCAUUUAUUUUAAAAUCCACUUAACAUACCGUAUAAUAUGACUUUCUAUAGCAUGCCAAAAUAUAACUUAAAGGUAAACUAUCCCGUUAAAAAAGAGAACAAGUUGAGUUCUAACAGUAAUAUAGGGUGCAUCAAGUGGUGCUUUACUGUAAUAUAGCUAGGGCAAUAGUGAAAA